Molecule: messenger RNA, 2406 nt
Organism: Lachancea sp. 'fantastica'
Lineage: Eukaryota; Fungi; Ascomycota; Saccharomycetes; Saccharomycetales; Saccharomycetaceae
Source: the annotation of a GenBank genome assembly
AUGUUUUGGUCGUCCAAAUCAGGAAUCAGCUCUAACUACUCAUACUCUUCGUCUCCCACCUUUACCGUGGAGCCCUGGAACGUCCACACUGGUAGACCAAAAAGCUCGGGUUCGUCUUCAACUAGUUCCACAGCUCCCAAGGUGUCCAUAUUCAUUUUUGACAAAUCCAAGUUUGAAAACCAUCUGCUAACUACGGGAUCUAUAAAGUCUCGUACUUCUAGUAGAGAUAAGCAAUUCAUCAGAAGUGCGUACGACGUGUUGCGGGCACAGGUAAGCCAACUGGCUAAACUUAAACAUCCCAAUGUUUUGGCGUUAAUCGAGCCAUUGGAAGAGCACUCCAAAAACUUUAUAUUCGUCUCAGAAUACGUGAGCGGAAGCGUGGAGUCCUCAGUGCUGGACGCAAAGCCCGAGGACAAUUUUGAAGUUUUGGCCAUGUCGGGUUCAGGAAACGUGAUAACGCAACGUGGUAUCCAACAGAUAUCCCAGGGUCUAGACUUCAUACACAACCGUGCAGGCUCGGUUUUACUUGAUCUUAGACCCGCUUCCGUGCUUAUCAAUGAAAACUCCGAUUGGAAGCUGUGCGGUUUCGGACAUCUUACUAAACUGCCCUCUGGAUCUAAUACGGGUCAGUAUAGCCCAGAUUUCGAUCCGCGUUACGCUCCCUUCAUGCACAUUCCUCUUGAUUAUAGCGCUCCUGAAUUGAUACUAGAAAAUAUGCUGUCCCCAAGAAAUGACUACUUCUCAUUGGGUCUGCUAAUAUACUUCUUGUUUUACAAGACGCAUUUAUUCUCUUGCAAGGAUUACAUUGGAGACUACAAGGAGGAAUACGGUAGAUAUGAAAGAGACCUGCUCCGACAAACCCCUGAAAGAUAUUUGGCAAAGAUCCCGGAAAAGUUGAGAUCCAGCAUGUCUAGACUUAUGAACAGAGACGUUUAUGCAAGAUUCGAUAAUAUACAAGAGUUUUUGGAGUCGGACUUUUUCCAUGAUCCCUUGGUAAAGACCCUUGCCUUUUUGGACGACUUACCAACAAAAGAUUCCCAAGAGAGAGGAAUUUACCUGAGCGGUCUAUUAGAAAUUUUGCCUCAAUUCCCACCUCAACUACUGCAAAGAAAAUUUUUGCCCGUACUGCUACAUUUACUUGAUCAAGUCUGUUCGUCAGACGCAUUAGUGACAAAGGACCUCAACACGCUUGUGACGUUGAUUUCGAAGAUCGGUGCAACUCUAUCACAGCUGUCAUUCCAAGAAAGACUUUAUCCACAUUUGGUCUCGAAGGACAAUUUUAGUCGUCUGCUAGAGCAUGCAACAGCAAGCUUGAUUGAAAAUCUAGCUGUUCUGCAUAGCAAAGUCAAGUCCGAAGCGUUUACUAGUGAGAUUUUGAAGCCCUUGUGUACGCAUGUUUUUUCUUCUAUCAGCGGAGAAAGCGCUGUGGUGGUCCAAGAAGCACUUAUGGGAAAACUUGACGUUUUACUCCAAGCUUUUGAUUUCGCAACUGUCAAGAAUUUUUUAUUCAGUUUACUAUCGAAGCUUUUCAUCAAGACUACUAGUCUCACUGUUAAAAGUUCAUGUGUUGAUAGUUUUCGAAUCAUGAUCGAACGGAAAGCAAUCGAUAAGUUUACCUGUAUUGAUGAUUUGCUACCUUUAUUCAAAUCCAUGAAGACUCGAGAUCCGCGUAUUCUUAUGAAGUCCCUCCAGCUACUCUCCCUGCUACCAGAACUAAUAGAAAGCGAGCAAGCACUGAUAGAACAGCUCCUUCCAUUACUUUGGGACUUUUCUAUGGCCACGACUUUGAGAACGACGCAAUACACUCAGUUCACGAACGUUAUUAACAAAAUAAGUGCUGAUAUACAGCGUUCUCACUUGGCAAAACUCGAGGCCUCUAAUGGAAAGGAAGCCAACUUUGACAACGUCAUAGAAAAGCCAGCUCAAAGAAUACAAGACCCUGACUUAGAGGCAUCGCAUAAAAUUGGUGUUCCAGCGAUAAUUCCGAAAUCUCAGCAUGCAUUACACCAAAAGGCAAUAUCCAAACCACUGCCAAAACCCACAGAAUUAAUCAACAAGGGCACUUUGAGCCCAGCUCCCAAAAAGCUGACGCCGCGGCCAAAAACCAAGCCCCAAUCAAGACCACUUGUGUUGACUAAGGGCUCUGCAUCUGCUUCGGCUGCUGCUCGACCUGCAGCUUCUCCUCUGAGAGCAUCUGGUACGAAAAGUGUGCAUGAAGACGUGGACGAUUUCGACGACUUUGUAUCGUCUACGCCGUCAACUACAAGCAUUCCAUCAGCAAACACCUCGGCAAACACCACUGCUGCUUAUCCACCUGGGUUUUCUAUGACCAUGCAGCCGCUCAAGAACUCUACUGCACGUCACAAUAACCCGGCAAUUUCUAGCGAGAAUACUUCGCUCAUAUAA